Lathyrus oleraceus (garden pea) is the source of this 1423-nucleotide messenger RNA. RefSeq lists its product as uncharacterized. The record is from RefSeq and is a predicted model, not a curated record. Gene Ontology annotation, molecular function: polysaccharide binding. The transcript is spliced from 2 exons. NCBI's taxonomy places the organism in Eukaryota, Viridiplantae, Streptophyta, Magnoliopsida, Fabales, Fabaceae. Bases 165 to 1136 code for a protein of 323 amino acids.
CAAAAAGUGAAGGAAAACCCUUACACAAUCAAACUAGAUUCUUCAACAAAGUAAACCAUUCAUGUGAGUAAAGCUACUUCAAUUAAAAGACAAUUUCUCAGAGCAAUAAAUCUUCACAUUCAUCAACUAACCAAACAAAACAUCAUCAUAUAACAAACACAACAAUGUCCAAAUUGCUCCCUACCCUCCAAUUCAAUCACAUAAUCAUUCUAUCAUCAGUACUAGCCUGUCUAAUCAUCCCUUCACAUUGUUCCAACAACACAUGUCGAUCCUAUUGCGGAAACAUAACUAUAGAUUAUCCAUUUGCCUUGCAAUACGGAUGCGGCCACCCAGGCUUCCGUGACUUACUCUUCUGCAUAAACAAUGUUCUCAUGUUCCAUAUAACCUCAGGUUCCUACAGAGUCCUACAAAUCGAUUACGCCUAUCAAGCUCUCACACUUCACGAGCCACACAUGUCAACAUGCGAAACACUCGUCUUAGGAACAAAAGGUAACGGUUUCUCAGUCGAACCAUGGCGGGCGCCAUACAUGAACCCAACAUCCGACAACGUUUUCAUGCUCAUUUCAUGUUCUCCUAGUUCACCAUUGUUUCAAGGCUUCCCUGGUAAACACUUGCCUUGUAGAAAUGUUUCUGGUAUGGGCUGUGAAGAGUAUUAUGGUUGUCCUGCUUGGGAUAUGAUGGGCCAUAAAAAGAUAGGCUCGUCGUCGUUUUUCGGGUCUGGCCCGCCAGAGUGUUGCGCGGUUCCAUAUGAGGCUAUUAAGGGGAUUAAUCUAAGUAAGCUUGAGUGUGAAGGCUAUAGUAGUGCUUAUAGUGUUGCGCCGUUGAAGGUUGAUGGGCCCGGUGAUUGGGCUUAUGGGAUUCGCGUGAGGUAUUCUGUUCAAGGGAGUGAUGAGUUUUGUGGUGCAUGUCAGGCUACUGGUGGUAGUUGUGGGUAUGGUUCUGAUGGGAUUAGACAAGUUUGUAUGUGUGGGAACUUCAAUUCAACUUCAAAUUGUGAUUCAGUGGGCUUAUUAUCUUCUGGAGCAAGGUCUAUGAAGGUGAAAAUGUUUACAGGUGUGUGCUUGACUAGUUAUUAUAUUUUCAAAGUGGCAUUGAAUCCAUUGAUGAUCCUAGCUAGUGUCUUGUGUGCCCUGUAAUUGAAAUAAGAUAUAAUGAUAUUUUUAAAAUUUAGUCCGGUUGACACCUCUGAACAAAGACGUGUUUUAUGGCCGAGUCUGACACCAACACAUGUGAUCAUGUUCAAUUUAUUCAUUUUUUCAAAUCAUUACUAGCAUCAACAUGUUAGUGUUGGUGACGUGUUUGUGUUUGUGUUAGUGCUUCAUAGUAAUUUAGACAAACUUAUAGAUAUUCAAGUGAAGAACAUUUUUCCAUUUUUGCACAUGAAAUAAGAAUUGGAGAGUAAUGGUGUUGUAUGUAACUUUUC